GCGAUCUCAGUCUGAAACGACAACGGCAACAGUUCAUAACAUAGCGCGCGUAAAACAAAACGCAAAUCGAAAAUAAAACGGAAAAUUGUUCGCUCAAGUUGCAGUUCUUCAACCGUCCCCACGAAUCCAAUCGAAUCUCAAAACUCAAACAAAAUGAGCUGCGGAAUCUCCAUGGUUAAAUAUAUAUUAUUUAUAUUCAAUUUGCUCUGUUCGAUAUGCGGCAUCUUGUUGAUUGUUUUUGGUGCGUUGCUCUUCAGCAACAUUCAUAAUAUCGAUGAUUUUACCGAAGCAUUGCGCACCCAACAGGUGCCAAUAACAAUGAUUGUGCUGGGCACCGUUAUAUUGUUGAUCUCUUGGUUUGGCUGCUGUGGCGCCAUACGCGAAUCCUACUGCAUGUCCAUGACGUACUCAAUUCUGCUGUUCGUGCUGAUGAUUGGCCAGCUGACGCUGGUGGUCUAUAUGUGGCUGCAAAAGGACAAAUAUCUCGUGAUCAUGGGCGAUGUUGUGGAGAAGGCCUGGGAGCGUCGAACACGCCGUGCCGACUACAUGGAUGCCAUACAGAUUAGUAUGGAGUGCUGUGGCCGCAGCAGCUUUGCAGACUAUGCCUUCCAGGGCUAUUUCCCGCCCUCGUGCUGCAAGGACACCAACAAUUGUCGCCAGGAAACGGUCUAUCGACGCGGCUGCAAGCAGGCCUUUGUCCAGUUCUGGGACAGAAACAGCGACAUUAUCAAAUACACCGGCCUGGUCAUUGCCGCCAUUGAGUUUGUUGGCUUCGUUUUUGCCUGCUGCUUGGCGAACAGCAUCCGGAACUAUCGACGUCGCGCCGACUAUUAAUUGACUCCAGUCUUUCUGAGUCCCCGACUUGAGGCCUUACUAAUUUUAAUGCAAACCGAAAGUACGAAUUAUGUUGCCCAAUUUUAUACAAAACAAUUAUAUAUAUAUAUAUUAGUAACUGAUAAAUUGACGAUUCAGUUGGCCAUUCAACUCCCCUUUCUUCUGAUUGCGCACUUUUUUGUUAAUCAAAAAAAAAAUUGUUUUAAGAUUUAUUUACAAUAACAUCCGCACUCUGUUCAUAUUCAUUAG
Messenger RNA from Drosophila hydei, 1083 nucleotides. RefSeq names its product 23 kDa integral membrane protein-like. The record is from RefSeq and is a predicted model, not a curated record. Gene Ontology annotation, cellular component: membrane. The transcript is spliced from 6 exons. Lineage: Eukaryota; Metazoa; Arthropoda; Insecta; Diptera; Drosophilidae. Bases 154 to 834 code for a protein of 226 amino acids.